AAUCCUUAUAGUUUAACAAAUUAGCAUUACAUCGUUUUUCUUGCAGAUACACAUACAAAAUAUGUAGAUACACAUUACAAAACAUAUAGAUAAACAUUAAAAAGAUUCUUUAAUUUUGUCAACAAUUAUUUAAAUUUGUCAAAAAGGGUUUUAAAUAGUUAGAAAAAAAAGAAAAAAUGGCGCAUAACCUGAUACAGCAAAAGUAUUGGAACCCCGCUCAUCAUAAACACCCAAACAUAUAUAUAUAUAUAUUAUUUUAACCUUAUAACAUGUAUAUUGUCAGCUAAAAAAAUAUAUCUCUGUGGUGUGUGUGUGUGUGUGUGUGUGUGUGUGUGCGUGUGUGUGUGUGUGUGUGUGUGUGUGUGUGUGUGUGUGUGUGUUUUGGGUGUGUGUUGUGGGUGUGGUUAACGAGUCGUUAGGGUGCUUCUUUUGUUUCCUCCAGAGUGAAACUCUACCCCAUCAUUUUCUGUGUAGCGAUGACCUCUAAAGGCAGCGGGACGAUAGAGGUGGCGGCACUCGGACGGCCUUUCAGCCUCGGGAUGUUGUACGACUGCCGCAACGACUCACUCGUCCCUGGAAUCACUUUGUGGGACUGUGAUGACCUUAAAACUGAUAUUGGAGAAAGACUACAAAAAUAUAAUCAUUUUGAUAUAGUUGCAUCUGAAUCAAUUGAGGACAAAUCUUCAGCCCUGAAUGUUGAAGCAUCACUGAAGGCAAGUUUCUUGAGUGGACUGGUAGAGGUUGGAGGAUCAGCCAAAUACCUGAGCGAUACUAAGACUUCCAAAAAUCAGGCCAGAGUAACACUGAUGUACCAAGCUACCACAAAGUUCAACGAACUGUCCAUGAAUCAUCUUGGGAGAGGCAAUGUUAAGCAUCCAUAUGUCUUUGAUCAAGAAAUAGCAACACAUGUAGUCACAGGAAUCCUUUAUGGCGCACAAGCCUUCUUUGUCUUUGACCGCGAGGUGUCUGUCAACGAGAACCAUCGAAAUAUACAGGGCAACUUGAAGGUGAUGAUCAAGAACAUUCCCCACCUUUCAAUCGAGGGUGAAGGCUCGCUGAAAAUCGAAGACAAUGAAAGAAAAAACGUUGAGAAAUUCUCCUGCAGAUUCAUUGGCGACUUUUUCGUUCAGAAACCUCCGACAUCCUUUCAGGAGGCAGUAGAGGUGUACCAAAGUCUGCCAAAGCUGCUGGGAGCCAAUGGGGAAAACGCAGUACCAGUGAAGGUCUGGCUGUUGCCUCUGACAUUUUUAGAUUCUACUGCCGCUAAACUUGUCCGUCAGAUAAGUAUAGGAUUAGUUCAAAAAUCUCAGAGUGUCCUGGAGGACUUCAGUGACCUGGAGAUGAGGUUCAACGAUGCACUGAGAACCCAAACGGCACAGCAGUUCCCACAGAUUGGAAAACAACUUGAAACCUUUAAACAGAAGUGCUCUCAGUUCAAACUGGAAUUCCAACAAACCCUGGCAAAGAAACUGCAAUCAAUCCGAGGAGGAGGAGAAGAAGAAGCUGUGCUCGCAGAGGAACUGAGGAAGACAUGUUCUUCUCCUUUCAACAGCAAGGACCUGAACGAGUGGAUGGACUGUAAGGAGAGAGACAUAUACACCGUGAUGUCUCUGACCGACAUGAUGACAAACACCAAGAUCAUCUCAUCUCAAACAGACCUGUACAAAGAAAGCUUCAAAGCAGAGCAGGCUGUGUGUUUUGUCUUCACCUCGCUGGGAAGAGAUGAACCGUACCUCUCAACUUUAUCAAACUACCUUCAACAAACACCCAAACCAGACGAUGCUCAAGAUCCACACCCUCCAGAUCAAUGGUACAACUCAAGAAGAGAAGGGGAAGCAAUGCGGCAAAAAGCAAAGCUCUUCAGUGAUUUUGCAGAGGCCAACAAGGAGAACAAGAACAUUACAUUUCUGACGGUGGGUUUAACAAACGAGACACAGAAAGGUUCCAGCAUCUACCUUUAUACAGACGGCUUUCUUGUCAACGAGAACUUUGAGCCGCCUUCAAAGCCUGCAGCAGUAACAGGAAGUGAUAUAAACCACAACAGUGUGACGCUGAACAUUUCUCCACCCAGAUUUGGAGCAGAGGACAUCACCUCCUACUCUGUUGAGUACUGUGUCAGAGGAGAGGACGGCUGGAAACAAGAGACAGCAUCCAGAGCUGAAGAAGUCACAGUGAGCGGCCUGAGUCCUAACACAGAGUACAUGUUCAGAUGCAGGGCAGAGACACCAGUAGGUGCCGGGCCAGCCAAUGAAGUCAGUGGAUCCAUUCAAACCUUACCCUGCAGCCCUCCUGGAAAACUCCACGUUGAAUCUAACUCACGUGAGAUAUCAGUCAGCUGGGAGAAACCUGCUGAGCUCGGACAAGAUGUCCAGGUUUUGAGCUACAUCGUGGAGUACGCCAAACCAGACCAACCGGUGAAAGAGGAAGAUCUCCACUGGGAGCAAAUGAAGGCGGGAGCUGAGAAGGCGAUCAUUUCAGGACUUCAACCAGAGACAGAAUACGCUGUCAGGGUCAGGUGUGAUUGUGGAGCAGCUGGAACAAGCAAAGAAAGCAUUGCUGUUAAAGUCAGCAUAGCAAAACCUGCACAUCUCACAGAAUUCCUGAAAGUAAACACUGCAAACGGGUCCCACAGACCCAAACAGCACACAACGGUUAAAGAAAACUCAUCAGGUGAUCCAUCCUCAUUCUCCUGUAAACCAGUCACCGUGGCAAUGAACAUCUCCUUCAAACAUAACACCAACUACAUAGUUGAGAUCUUUCCAGGAUCUCCCUUUGUCCACCGGCUGAAACCAGAACAAAAGAACAUUGGAUCUAUAAGAAGACUGGCUCUCGGUGAAAAAGAUCCAACAAAGAUAAACAAAACCAUCUUGCUUGUUGGUGAAACAGGCGCAGGAAAAUCCACUCUGAUCAACGCUCUGGUUAACUUCGCCCUGGGGGUGGAGUUUGAGGAAAAUGUCUGGUAUCAGAUCGUACAGGAAGAGAAGAGAAGUCAAACAGAAAGUCAGACGCCAGACGUGAUCAUGUACGAGGUCUUUGGUCUUGAAGAUAGAACUCUGCCAUUCUCUCUGACCAUCAUCGAUACCCCCGGGUUUGGAGAUACCAAAGGGAUUGACAAAGAUGUCCUCAUCAGAGAAAGAUUGUUGGACUUGUUCCGCUCAACAGAAGGAGUUCAUGAGAUCGAUGCAGUGUGUCUGGUGCUGAAAGCAACUGAAUGUCGACUGAGUGACCGACUGAUGUACGUCUUUGAUUCAGUGGUGUCUCUGUUUGGAAAAGACAUAGAGGAGAACAUCGUUGCCCUCAUCACACACUCAGAUUUUAUGACACCUGAAAAUGUUCUACAAGCUCUGGAAGAUGCGAAAAUCAGGUGUGCAAAAGACGAGAAGGAUCAGCCUGUUCAUUUCAUGUUUGACAACAAGCAGAAAACAGAGAGAAAUAGGAAAAAUGAACGUGCUCUAAAGUAUGCAUGGGAAUCAACAAAAGAUGACAUCUGUAACUUUGCAGAUUUCCUGAUAAAAACCAAACCAAAGAACCUGAAAGAAACUGUUGAAGUGUUGAAUUCACGCAUCAGCCUGACAGCCUGCAUCGAAAACCUGCAGGAGAGGAUUGAGUUCAUUGACCUGAAACAAAGAGAGAUCCAACAGACUCAGGAAGCUCUGAAGAAACACGAAGAAGACAUGAAGAAUAACAAGGACUUCAAGGUAGAAGUGGAUGAAACCUUCAAGAUUAAAGUACCUGUUAGUGAGUGGAGAUGGUGGGCGUUCGGAGGUAACUAUGGAGGAGCUGUCUGCUGUGAAGUCUGUGAGGAGAACUGUCACUAUCCAUGCACACUGGCCUGGUAUCCAAAAAACUGUGAAGUCAUGCAAUACAAAAAAAAAGAGCUCUACUGCACGGUGUGUACUGGGAAGUGUCAUGUAUCCAAACACGUGAAAGAAAAACAAUGCACUGAAUGUGAGGAUGAGUGCAGUGAUCCAAGUCAUCAGAAAACACACUGGAGAUAUGUGACCAAGACCAGGAAAGUUAAGAAGACAGAAGAAGAGAUGAAAGAGAUGAAAGAGAUGAAAGAGAUGUAUGAAAAGAGUGAAAAAGGUAGUGAAGAGAAAGUGAGCCUCUUGGAAACUCUCCAGAAGAAAAUGAAAGAACUUCAGAAAGACAAAGAUCAGUGGCUGGAAGAGUCUUUCCAACAUGUUGUCAGACUGGAGGAGAUCGCCCUGAAGGGUGUUUCACUGGAGAUGCAGGUCCACCUGGACUUCCUGAUCGAGAAGAUGAAGGAGAAGGGAGACACAGAGAAGGCCAUGAAACUGGAAAUCAUGAAAAACAAAAAGAAAUAAAUGAAAACCCGAGAACCAAAUCAGUGUGGGUACUUGUCUGGUAAAUGAGCAGCUAUUGGUGAUCUCUUCUGAUGGAACACAGCUGAAUAGAAAACACGCUCUACAGUUUGAUGAAAGGUAUUUCAUUAUACCAAGUGUGAUGUGAUAAAAUGUGAUUGACCUUUAUAUAUAUAAUGUUUUCAUAUUUUAAGUGUCAUCAACUUUUUUUAAAUGUUUUAAUUCCUGGAAACAGCGCCCUUUGUGGUUUACUGUUCAAUAACCAAACUUUACUUCACUGAACACGUUAUGGACAAUUCAUAUUUUCCACAUCUCGGGUUUGCUUUGUCCUUUGUGACCCAAAGUGCCUCCUCAAAAUGUCAGCGAAGUUCCGCGAGGACUGUGCGCCUUGGUAACGGGCCGACUGUGCCAAGCAGAAGAAGAAGAAAACUAACUGAAGGAUUGUUUGGAAGAGAUACUCGUCGUUACCAGCAUGAAUAUAAUGGAGAGAGUUUGUGGAGCUCCAGACGAACACAGACCCUCGAUUGUUGCUCUGGUUUCAAAUUG
This is a messenger RNA of Gymnodraco acuticeps, 4871 nucleotides long. RefSeq lists its product as uncharacterized. Lineage: Eukaryota; Metazoa; Chordata; Actinopteri; Perciformes; Bathydraconidae. Gene Ontology annotation, molecular function: protein binding; GTP binding. The record is from RefSeq and is a predicted model, not a curated record. The transcript is spliced from 6 exons. Bases 477 to 4328 code for a protein of 1283 amino acids.